This is a messenger RNA of Galdieria sulphuraria, 2829 nucleotides long. RefSeq lists its product as uncharacterized. The coding region runs from base 98 to 2806 and encodes 902 amino acids. Lineage: Eukaryota; Rhodophyta; Bangiophyceae; Galdieriales; Galdieriaceae. The record is from RefSeq and is a predicted model, not a curated record. The transcript has 5 exons.
AAUUGAAGAAAAUGUGAUGGAAUUGAAAAGGGACGAAGAGUGAAUGAGAGAGAGAGAGUAUUGUUAGACGACAUUGGAAAGGAAACGUUGGGCCUCUAUGACUAGUUCUCAAGAGUUGGAAGACGGAGAGUUGCAAGAAAAUUCUCCUCUACCAUUCACCCUUAUAGAACAACAACCAACCUAUAACCCUCUCGUCGACACAGCAACCCACAAGUUUGCGGUCCCUCCUUACUACCUCCAGCGAACCAACCAUAUCAAAGACACUAACCAAGAGCAACCAAAAAGAAUUCGUGAGAACCAACAUGGAUUGCCUGAGGAAUCAGUGGGUAGUGCUCAACAAGUUGGUUUCGUUACAGAGUGGAACCCCAGGCCGGUAGACCUUCAAGAAACACAAGAAAGACAAUAUGAGAAGUAUGUGGACUCAUAUCAAGUGAUACAAGUAAUUUCUUCUCUCAUUGCUCAAGGGUUUCCUGUACCUUCGGAUUGGUUACAAAAUCCUCAAAUAUAUCAGUGGUUGGUGGAAUGGAUAAAACAAAGUACACAGAAGCCUUUUUUGAAUAGUUUGUCAACUGAACAAAGUCAACUCAGCGGAGAUAAUUCUUUCAAUGUUGUUACAACACCUCCUUUCAAUCGCUCUAUACAGAAAAAUGCCAAAGAAAGGAAUCCACCACAACGAGUAUCAUCUCCGGGUACUUUUAUAAAAACUCGAAAAGGGAAAAUGAGAAACUUCAAAUCUAUGCCUCAAAAACAUAACAACUCUUCAAAGAAUAUGAAGUAUCAUAGAAAGCAACAACGAAAUGAAGUCCACGAGAAUAUCAAUUCAAGUCAUGAAGAAACAACUUGCAAGGAAAGUAACUUGAGGGUACAAAAUGAUACAAAAUAUUCGAUGAUAGAACAACAAAAGGAAUUGAAUGAAACUAGCCAAGAACAAAAGAAGAAUCCAUUAUCCGUGGAACAGUUGAGGAUUCAGGCAAAGAUGUCUUUGAAAAGAAAAGCUUCCAUAGAAAACAAAGAUAUAGAGAAGACUGCAUGUCAUCAGGAUGACAAUAUUGAAAACGAACGAGACAAACCCUCUUUAAAAGUGAAAGAAAGCACUCUUUCCAAUUCUAAUCAUCCUGAGAAUCAUUCUUCUUCUUUGGUUAUUACAGUGGAGAGUAGUAGUAGUAGUAGUAGUAGUAAUAAUGCAUCAACCGAACAAGUUCAAAACAAAAAUAACCAAAAGAAUGCACUCGUAAGUGGAACAAGUCAAUCCAAGUGGAGUACUUUGGAAGAACUGAGAAGAAGAGUUCAAGAAUUGGAACAACGAAAGAAGCAAUACUUACAAAGAGGAAUCUCUUGGACAAAAGACAAAAGACCUAAAAUAACUGAUUCCAAUACACAGAAACAGGGAAAUAUAGCAGAUUCAUUGGACGACAAGUCAAAAGCAAGUCACUAUUGGCAGACUUUUGCUCCUUCGCAACCACAAUUAUCUUCUUUGGAAGCUCAAGGGACUGAAGAAAAACAAUCCGGUUCAAAAGGAAAUCACUCUUCAACUAUGAAAAGGUUAUCGUCACCCAAACAUGUGUCUUUUGAUGAUUCUGAUACAGAUGAAACGAAAGCUUGGAUAGAAAGGUUAGAAAGGGAAGCUUGUAAAGCUUGGGAUGAACAUGAUAAAAGCAUAACGGAAGAGAUUGAAGCACGCAACAAAUUGAUUCGUAUACGUACUUGUGAGGAAGCUGCUCGUGAAAGUACCAAACUAUUAAGAGAACUAUUGAAAAAGUCACGUUUGGAUAUUCAACAAUAUGAAAGUCAAUCACGCUCCAUAGAAAGACAGAUUGAACAGAUUGAAGCAAGACGUAAAUUGGCACUUGCUAUGGCAGAGAAAAAUCAGCGUAAAUUGGAAAGACUGCGUCGUUUGGUAGCUAUGGAGUCUCUUAUUAGUAAAGAAACCGAACCAUUAUUAUUGUUACUUCCAUCGAACAAAACCAAUUCAAAUAUUCACAGCAAGGAAAUAGACUCUUCGAAUACUUGUAUGCCGAAAUCUUUUCCCGAGUUGUGGUCUCCUUCUCCAUGGACAACUGGAGCACUGAGGCCUUUGAUGAGUACCUUUCGAUGUUAUCCAUUGCUUCAUUUCGUGCACGAUUAUUCUCAACUAUUGACUUGGUAUAACGAACUCCAUUGGGAAACUGAAUUGUGUCGUUAUGAGCUUCAUGGCAGUUGCAGUGAUCCGGAUUGUAAGUUUCAACAUUGGACUGGAUACGCUUCCAUAAAGUAUCUGUUCAAGAAAUUGGAAAAGAGUUUUUCCACCUUGUUUUGGUUGAGACAUGGAACAAGUCCCAAUGAGAAGCUUUUACAACUUUUCCAUUCCCAAUUGGAAUCGUUAUCAACAACUGUGUCUUUCUCAUCGAAGGAAAGUACGAUUCAUUGGUUUCAAGGACCCGUACAAAAAGUGGUUUGUGAAUUGUUGAAUAAGAAAAAUAUGUCGAGUUUAGAUGAUAUUUAUCAUACUGCAUUAUUUAUUCCUUUGAAGGAAGAGAAUGACCACGAUGAUAUUGACUUAUCUUUAAGUCAUCAAUCUAUCCUAUCGAUGGUGGGUCUUGGAGAAGAAGAAAAGGAACCUUUUAAAGUUAUAGAUUCUUUGGUUACCCAAGCCAAGUCACUUUAUGAUAACAAACAGAUUCAACAAGCUAUGGAGACUUUGGCAAGAGGAUUGGAACGUUUUCCUUAUUCAUCUCUUCUUUGGGAAUUUUAUUUUACUCUGUUUAUCACACAUAGUUGUACUAAGAAUAGGGAAACCUUAUUAGAACAAGCCAAUCGAUAUNAGUAACAAAGGGAGUCGAUAUUAUGAUA